Molecule: messenger RNA, 1451 nt
Organism: Suricata suricatta (meerkat)
Lineage: Eukaryota; Metazoa; Chordata; Mammalia; Carnivora; Herpestidae
Product: serine protease 33-like
Exons: 5
Coding region: 16-1017 (333 amino acids)
Biological process (GO): proteolysis
Molecular function (GO): serine-type endopeptidase activity
Source: RefSeq, a predicted model, not a curated record
GGUGGCUGGGACACCAUGUCGCCGGCCCUCGCCGCCACCCUGCUGUCCCUCCUCUCCGUGGCCCUCCAGGGGAGCCCCCCUGCCCUCCCGUCCAACCUCUCCCGCGUGAGUGGUGGCACGUCAGACCUGGAUUCAGUGUGCGGACGCCCGCGUGUGUCCGGCCGCAUCGUGUCGGGGCAGGACGCCCGGCCGGGCCGAUGGCCGUGGCAGGUCAGCCUGAGGGAGAGCGGGCGGCACGUGUGCGGUGGCUCCCUGAUCACCGAGGACUGGGUGCUGACUGCAGCCCACUGCUUCGACCAGAAGCAGCCGCUGUCCAUCUACACAGUGCUGCUGGGCUCCAUCUCCUCCUACCCCCAGGCCGGGGAGCCCUGGGAGCUCCUGGCGGUGGCCCAGUUCAUCAAGCACCCCGAGUACUGGGCCGAGAACAACAGAGCGGACGUCGCCCUGGUGCGGCUGGCCUCGCCUGCCACCUUCAGUGACCUCAUCCUCCCCGUCUGCCUCCCUACGGCUGGGGACCUCCCGGGUCACGGCACGUGGUGUUGGGUCACCGGCUGGGGGAACAUCGCCACAAGUCAACCGCUCCCCCCGCCCUUCACCCUGCAGGAGCUGAACCUGCCCCUCAUCGACGCCCAGACUUGUAACAGCUACUACCUGGGAAGUUCCGGCGCCGCCGCAGGCGUGGAGCCCGCCAUCCUCCCGGACAUGCUGUGCGCCGGCUUCGAGACAGGCCAGCAGGACGCCUGCGGGGGUGACUCCGGAGGCCCCCUGGUGUGCGACGUCAGUGGAGUCUGGACCCAGGCAGGCGUGGUGAGCUGGGGGUCUGGCUGCGCGCUCCCGAAAAGGCCGGGGGUGUACAUCAAUGUCAGCGUCUACGCCGCAUGGAUUGCCAACACCAUCCACGGCUCAGCCCUGGACGCCGGACACUUCUCUCCGGACCGUGCCGGGCUCCUCGCCCCUACCACGCUGCUGGCUCUGUGCCCGCUGGGGAACGCGCUGGUGUCCCUGGGCCUCGCCUAAGCGGGCAGCCAGCCUUGCAGCCUUGGCCUCUGUUUUUUAAAUGUGCCCUUUCCCGGCAGCCUGCCAGCUUCUUACAGGACCUCCCUGGACAGCCCGCCCUCUGUCCCCAGGGACCUUCUCUGGCCCCUCCCCCUCAGGAAGCCACCCCGUACCCAUGUCUCCCCCACUUCACACCCCGUGGCCCCACCUUUGGAGUGUCCCCCACAGGCUUUAGGCUGCCCUCAUCCCCCCUCCCCACCAGCCUGUGAGCCCCUGGGGACAGAACCUCGUUUCCCGUUCCGCAGCCAAGUCCGAGUCCCAGCGUGCACCCAUGCUGGGGGUUCCUUUGGGGGGUCUCUGGGGCUCCUGGAACUGCGGUUUCAGCCCCCAGUGCUGGGCUGGGGCCUUUGCAGGCCAGUCCUUGUGAGACACAAUAAAGUCGAGCUGGCAAAGGA